CAAAAACCAAAUUUUUGUCCUUUAUAUAUUCUACACAAAUCCUCCAAUUUUUUCUUAUCUAUCAAUCCCACCUCCACCCCAACCCCCACCCCACCCCUCUCCUUCUUCUAAAACUUCAAGAAGAAGAAAAAAGGGGUGUUUUUGGUGACUUUGGUCCUCAAAUAUAUUUAAAAAAAUGAACAAAAUGUUGUUUUUGGUGUAUUUAAUUAAUUUCUUGGGAAUUUUCAUGGCUUCAACAAUGGCAAAAGAUUCUAAUGAUCAAUUAAUGACCCUUUCAAAAUUAAAAAUGUUUGUUGAUGAACUCCAAGACAUGCCAAGAAUCAAAGGUUAUGAUGUUAUCAAUGGUGUUCAUGUUCCUAAAUCUCUCAAGAUUGGCAUGUACAACAAAAAAUGGAAAUUCCAUAGGGACCUUCCAGCAAGUCAAGUGUUUGCAUAUGGUACAUCGCGGCACACAGCAACAGUCCCUGGUCCUACAAUCGACGCCGUUCAUGGAGUUGACUCUUAUAUUACGUGGCAAAAUCACCUCCCUUCAAAGCACAUACUUCCAUGGGACCCAACAAUUCCAACUGCUACAACUUCUUUUAAAACAGGAAUUCCAACUGUGGUGCACCUACAUGGUGGAAUUGAUGAACCACAAAGUGAUGGUCACUCUGAGGCAUGGUUCACUAAAAAUUUCAAACAUCAUGGACCAAAAUGGACUAUAAAAAAGUAUCAUUAUCAUAAUUAUCAACAUCCCGGUACUAUGUGGUACCACGAUCACGCGAUGGGGUUGACUAGGAUCAACAUUCUAGCUGGUCUCAUGGGUGCCUAUGUUAUACAACAACCAAAUGUUGAGGGGCCAUUGGGAUUGAUAUAUGGUGAAGAGUAUGAUCGUCCGUUGGUUGUUUUUGAUCGUGGUUUUAGAUCAGAUGGUUCAAUUUACAUGAAUUCUACUGGUAACAAUCCUUCUAUACAUCCUCAGUGGCAACCUGAAUAUUUUGGUGAUGCGAUCAUAGUCAAUGGAAAAGCAUGGCCUUACAUGAAUGUGAAACGAAGGAAGUAUCGAUUUCGGAUCAUCAAUGCAAGUAACGCAAGGUUUUUCAAAUUUUUCUUCACAAAUAACAUGACGUUUGUACACGUGGCGUCUGAUUCAGCUUAUCAUGAAAGUCCGGUAGAGCUCCAUGACCUACUAUUAGCUCCAUCCGAAAUAGCUGAUGUGAUUGUUGACUUUUCAAAGUCAAAGUCAAACUCGGCGAUUUUAGCCAAUGAUGCUGCGUAUCCUUAUCCAUCUGGCGAUCCCGUCAACGAAGAGAAUAGUAACGUUAUGAAGUUCAUUAUCAACCCGAAUCACGAGGUUCAAACAGGGCAUAUUCCGCAGAAACUGAUAACAUAUACGCCUCCAGAGAUAUCACAGGCUUCGAAUACAAGGUACAUUGCUUUUUAUGAGUAUGCUAGUGAUAUCGAUGAGCCUACGCAUCUAUAUAUCAAUGGAAAAUCGUUUGAGGCGCCCGUGACUGAGAUGCCAAGGGUAGGGACUAGUGAGAUUUGGAACAUCAUUAAUCUAACUGAAGACAAUCAUCCAUUGCACAUACAUUUAGGUCUAUUUGUUGUGUUGGAACAAAUAGAAUUGGUGAAUAUUGAAGAGUUUAAAGCUUGUAUGAUGAAAUUGAAUGAUGCAAUUAAGUGCAAAAUUGACAAGUAUUCACAUGGGAAAAGGACUAGAGUGGUUCUUCAUGAGAAAGGGUGGAAAAAUGUGUACAAAAUGAUGCCUGGACAUGUUACAAAAAUAUUUGUGAAAUUUUCUUUCAUUCAUUCAAAUGAAUCAUAUUCAUUUGAUGCAACAGCAGAGCCUGGCUAUGUUUAUCAUUGCCAUAUUCUUGAUCAUGAAGAUAAUGUCAUGAUGAGGCCUCUAAAGUUUGUCAAUUGAUAGGAAAAAAAAAAGGUAGAAUGAUGAGAGAGGGGGGAAACUAAUUGCCUUUUUUUUUUCUUCUUAAUUGUGAUAAUUAUCAAAUAUAUUAGUGGGUGCAUAUAUUAAUGUAAUGUAAUUCAUAAAAUUUUAAGCAAUGAAAAUUGAACCCACUCUUAUUAUUGAUGAGUCUUUUCCUUAUUACAUAAUGAUUGUAGCUAGACUUCUGAAUAAAGACAUGUUUAGAACUUAAAUUUGAAAAAAAAAAAAAAACUUA
Molecule: messenger RNA, 2162 nt
Organism: Solanum verrucosum
Lineage: Eukaryota; Viridiplantae; Streptophyta; Magnoliopsida; Solanales; Solanaceae
Product: multicopper oxidase LPR2
Exons: 3
Coding region: 176-1906 (576 amino acids)
Molecular function (GO): copper ion binding; oxidoreductase activity
Source: RefSeq, a predicted model, not a curated record